AUGGCUACCUCCGGCGCAACCUCUUCUGCUAAAAAUCCACCGCUGAGGAAUCUUCAAACCAGGUUGAAGGCAUUACUUGAAAUGUUUAAAAACUUAACCACGUUUGCGAACACAUUGGGCGAGGUAACAUCAGUUCAACAGAUUCAGGUCAGGUUGGAAAAAUUGAACGAACUCUGGGAUAAGGUCAACGAUGCUAUCAUGGAUGUUGAAAUGCAUGAUGAGUAUCAAACGAAGGAAGGCAACUGCCCAGGCAUAAGGUCGGACUUCACCACGCGCUUCUACGAUGUUAAGGCGAGCAUGUUGGACCGGAUCAAGGAGCUGGAAGGAAAUGCUGCGAAUACUAGUGUCUUGCAGUCCACCCGUAUCAUGGAUUCAUCCAUUCAGCCAGUGACGGAACAUGUGAGGUUACCCCAAAUACGUCUGCAGACAUUCGACGGCAACAUUGACCAGUGGCUGAGUUUCCGAGAUCUUUUCCUGUCGCUGAUCCAUUCAAAGGUGGACUUACCGGAUGUGGAAAAAUUCCACUACCUCAAGGGAUGUCUAGCUGGAGAAGCUAGAUCGCUCAUCGACCCCUUGGCAUUGACGAGGGCCAACUACUCCAUCGCUUGGGACACUUUGAUGUCAAGAUACAACGACAGCAAGGUUUUAAAACGUCGUCAGGUUGGAAAUUUGUUCAAACUUCCGAAAGUUUCCAAAGAAUCGUCAUCGGAGAUCCAGGUGUUGCUCGAAGGUUUUGAACGUGUUGUGCAAACCUUAGACCAACUAGUGAAACCUGAAGACUACAAGGAUUUACUGCUGUUGGAAGUAUUGUGUUCCAGACUAGACCCCGUCACGCGUCGUGCUUGGGAAGAGCAUAGCGCGCUCCAGAGCCAGGAUACCGUAAAGGAUCUUACGCAGUUCCUGCAAACGAGAGUCAAAAUUCUUGCCUCACUGCCAUCCAAAUCACACGAUCCCAAGCCGGAGCUGUCACAGUUACCCAAAAAGAAUGUCGUCCCCAGAACCAGCUAUAGCGCAACUCAAUCAUCACAAGGAUCUUGUAUUGCUUGUCCAGAUUCGCAUCUCCUCUACACGUGUCCAGCGUUUUCGAGACUGAAUGCCUCCGCUCGUGAUAAGCUACUGAGACAACACUCGCUAUGCCGCAAUUGUUUCCGGCGUGGCCAUCAAGCUUCGGAAUGCAGAUCAAUGCAGGUGUGUCGGAAAUGCAGGGGAAAGCACCAUACUCUAGUGUGCUUCCGAGAAGAUAACGCAGGAUACAGCAAUACGCGAAUGGUACCACCCCCCAGAAGUAGUCAACCAGCUGCUCUCCAACCGAAUACUUCAACAGAAACAGUUUCUUCAAAUGUUGCAAGGAGCCGUUCCUCAACUAUUAUUCUCGCUACAGCAGUCGUUUUAGUGGAAGACGACACCGGCAAGACCUUUCAUGCAAGGGCAUUAUUAGAUUCAGGGUCAGAGUGCAACUUCAUGACAGAGAGGCUCUGUCAGCAAAUGAAGAUUUCAAGAAGACGUUCGAACAUCUCAGUUUUGGGAAUCGGCAAGGCGAAUACCACUGUGAAGUACCAGAUUUCAGCAGUUGUCAAGUCGCGAAUAUCGGGUUUUGCGAGGAAGAUGGAGUUUUUACUUUUACCAGCGGUUACUGCAGAUCUGCCUACUACCAGCGUGACGUUUUCAUCGUGGAAGUUCCCACAGGGUGUGGAACUAGCAGAUCCAGUAUUUUUCCAAUCCAAAUCAGUGGAUUUGGUAUUCGGCAUUCAACAUUUCUUCUCCUUCUUUCAAACCGACAACAAAAUCCCGCUAGGCAGAGGGCUACCAAUGCUGAUAGAUUCGGUAUUUGGUUGGUUGGUCACCGGUGCAGUCGAACAUCAGGAUUCAUCACCACACAUCGUUUGUAAUACGGCAUCUACAGUAAAUCUCGACGAACUUCUCACCAGGUUUUGGUCGUGUGAGGAGAUAGGGUCUCCGAACACAUUUUCCCCGGAAGAACAACGCUGCGAGGAGCAGUUUGUUCGCACAAUCCAUAGGAGUUCUGAUGGACGAUAUACUGUUGGCUUACCGAAAAACGACCAGGUGCUUUUGACGAUGGGCGAGUCGCGAGGCAUUGCACUUCAGCGACUGAGUGGCUUGGAACGCAGAUUGGUGAGGCAUCCAGAUUUGCGGAGUCAGUACAACGAAUUCAUGGAGGAGUACAUACAGCUAGGGCACAUGCGCAGGGUGCAUGUGGGCCCGGAAAAACGUUGCUAUCUACCACACCAUCCAGUCAUCAAACAGGCCAGCACAACCACGAAGGUUCGAGUGGUGUUUGACGCAUCAUGCAAGAGCAGCACCAGUAUUUCCCUGAACGAUACACUCUUGGCAGGACCCGUUAUCCAGGGCGAGCUUCGAGCUCUCAUCAUGCGUUGCCGCACGAAACAAAUUAUGAUUGUCGCGGACAUCGAAAAAAUGUUCAGACAGAUCGGAAUCGAUGAAGAAGACAUACCGCUUCAAAGCAUUCUGUGGAGGAAGAAUCCAUCGGAGGAGGCGAAGACCUAUGAACUGACUACCGUCACAUACGGAACAAAACCGGCACCGUUUCUUGCCACCAGAACCUUGAAACAGUUGGCCACAGAUGAACAGGAAAGAUUUCCUAAUGGAGCCAAAGCUAUUAUGGAGGACGUCUACAUGGACGACGUUAUAACCGGUACAGAUAAAGCAAGCGCAGCCUCGAAACUAUGUGAGGAAUUAAUCAAUCUAACGAGGAGUGGAGGGUUCCGACUGCGAAAAUUUGCUUCGAAUUCAACGACAGCCUUGCGCGUAAUAGAAGAGGAAGACAUAGCGCUGCCGCAUAGUAACGAGAUACAGCUCGACCCAGACCCUGCAGUCAAAACCCUAGGUCUUGUUUGGCAACCUCGGACAGACAUUUUGCGAUUUAACUUUACCAUUCUGCAGAUAUCAGAAAACGAAAGGUUAACCAAGCGGAAAAUACUGUCGGCAAUCGCAAUGUUGUUUGAUCCUCUUGGAUUAGUCGGAGCAGUAACCACUACCGCAAAGAUAUUUAUGCAGAGGUUGUGGAAAUUGAACGAGAAGGGUGAAAGACUCGACUGGGAUCAACCAGUACCAGUUGAAGUAGAAAAAGAAUGGCGUUAUUUCCACCAGCAGCUUCAUUUCAUGAACAAUUUGAAGAUUCAACGUUGUGCAGUCAUCCCAAAUUCGGUACGUAUGGAGCUACAUUUCUUUUCGGAUGCAUCGGAGAAGGCAUACGGCGCCUGCGUGUAUAUCAAAAGCAUCGACACUCAAGGAAGAAGCUUCGUACAUCUACUAGCAUCGAAAUCGAAGGUCGCGCCGUUGAAAUGCCAGUCGAUACCAAGGUUGGAGCUAUGCGGAGCCCUUCUGUCAGCCGAAUUAUCCUUCAAGGUUCGAGAUGCGUUGAAGACCCAGAUGGAUAUACACUUUUGGACGGAUUCAACUUGCGUUCUACAAUGGUUGAAGGCGAUUCCAACUACAUGGACAACGUUCGUGGCAAAUCGUGUAGCGAAAAUCCAAACAGCAACGGAGAACUGUGUUUGGAGACACGUUCCUGGCAUACAGAAUCCUGCAGAUUUGAUUUCCCGUGGAUUAUAUCCAGACCAGAUCCAGGACAGCAAUCUAUGGUGGAAUGGUCCCGAAUGGCUACUACAGAAUCAUUACCCGAACCAGCCAAGUAGCUUUAGCACCGAAGGAGUAAAUACAGAAGUACGAAAUGUAACAGCGAACCUGGCAACUAGUCAAAAUGAUUUCGGAAUGGAUUAUGUAAACAAAUUUUCGUCAUUUACUAAACUUGUCCGAUGUACUGCGUACUGGAUGCGUCUAAUGCGAAUCUUGAAGAAAUCGGAACCAAAUCCAAGAAGUCUUUUAACUGUGGUAGAACUUCGGGAGGCCGAAUACGCCAUAAUACGACGAAUACAGAAGGAGACAUUUUCCGAAGAAUGGAAGUGUUUAGCUGAGGGAAAGGAUGUGCAUCGGAAUUCGCCGCUGCGGUGGUUCGUUCCUCAAAUAUCUUCAGAAAACCUUAUUCGAGUUGGUGGCCGAUUAGGAAAAUCAGAGGAGUCGGAAGAUACCAAGCACCCAAUAGUGCUACCUGCAAAACACCCUUUUACAAAGCUCUUAUACGAGUACUACCAUCAAAAGCUUAUGCACGCUGGAUCACAGUUGUUACUAAGCUCAGUUCGCCUGAAGUAUUGGCCACUUGGAGGUCGUAACGUUCCACGCCAGAUCAUACAUAAUUGUAAACAAUGUUUCCGCUCAAAGCCAAAUCCUAUUCAACAAUUUAUGGGUGAGCUGCCGUCAGAUCGUGUUACGAAAUCAAGACCGUUUAUGAAGACCGGAGUUGACUAUUUUGGCCCAGUGUACUUGCGUUUGGCACCAAGACGACCAGCAACAAAGGCUUACGUAGCUGUUUUCAUCUGCCUUUGUACCAAGGCAGUGCACCUUGAAUUAGUUUCGGACCUUUCGACAGAACGGUUCCUCCAAGCACUACGCCGAUUUAUUGGGAGAAGAGGAUACUGUGCCGACAUUUAUUCGGACAAUGGGACCAAUUUUGUGGGAGCCCGUAACUUCCUGCGGGAAUUACUGGAGAUCAUUCGCAACAGCCAACAUCAAGAAAGGGUAUCCAAGGAGUGCGUCAACAAUCACAUUCAAUGGCAUUUCAUCCCCCCAGCAGCUCCUCACUUUGGAGGCCUUUGGGAAGCUGCGGUUCGAUCGGCCAAGAAGCAUCUCCUGAAGGUUCUUGGAGAAAAUGCUGUUUCCUUUGAAGAAAUGACCACGUUGCUGGUCCAGGUAGAAAACUGUUUAAACUCAAGGCCCAUCACCGCAUUAACCGAUGAUCCAGGAAACCUUCAACCUCUUACUCCAGGCCAUUUUUUAAUUGGCGAAGCAUUCCAACAACUACCGGACAGAGACUUCCGAGAAGUGCCAAUGAAUCGUCUUAACCAGAGUCAAGUGCUCCAGAAAAAGCUUCAGCACUUUUGGGAUAGAUGGAGAGUAGAGUAUCUCACGCAACUGCAAGGACGAUACAAAAGAUGGAGGUCUCCUGUUGAGAUAUCCGUUGGCAUGCUGUUCAUCAUUAAGGACGACAACCUUCCACCCUCCCGUUGGAAAAUGGGACGCAUUGAGAAGCUGCAUCCAGGAUCAGACGGUGUUGUGAGAGUAGUUACUCUGAAGACUGCUGCAGGACCUUCUACGCGACCGGUCGAAAAACUUUGCCUGUUGCCAGAUGCAUUUCAGCCCAACGAAGACCGACAAAUACCCUCUGAGAACCAAACAGAUCAGUGCCCCCCCUCGUGUUCGUGA
Uranotaenia lowii is the source of this 5301-nucleotide messenger RNA. RefSeq lists its product as uncharacterized. The transcript has a single exon. The record is from RefSeq and is a predicted model, not a curated record. Gene Ontology annotation, molecular function: nucleic acid binding. The coding region runs from base 1 to 5301 and encodes 1766 amino acids. Lineage: Eukaryota; Metazoa; Arthropoda; Insecta; Diptera; Culicidae. Gene Ontology annotation, biological process: DNA integration.